This is a messenger RNA of Xenia sp. Carnegie-2017, 1466 nucleotides long. RefSeq lists its product as uncharacterized. The transcript has 3 exons. Gene Ontology annotation, molecular function: nucleic acid binding. Bases 337 to 1224 code for a protein of 295 amino acids. The record is from RefSeq and is a predicted model, not a curated record. Gene Ontology annotation, biological process: DNA integration. NCBI's taxonomy places the organism in Eukaryota, Metazoa, Cnidaria, Anthozoa, Malacalcyonacea, Xeniidae.
CGUGACUCGCAGAACAUCAAAUUUUACUCGAUCACAUUAUAAUUUAUUUAUAAUUUAUUUUCUUCAUGCGGAAAUAUAAAUGAAAACAAAAUAAACCAAUUGUUUUACCUACAAGUCUACAACCCUAAAACAUGGCAGACAGGUUAUACUUUGUAAGACUCCUUCGCAACUCUAUUUUGGGUUGUAUUGCUGACCUCGAAGGAAGUCCAGAUCGGGAUUUUUGCGUUUUUUGGUCAUAAGAAACUUAACGAACGAGUUUCCCAAUCUUGGCUACAAACGUAUUCCAGGAUUGCUGUUAGAAGAGGUUUGCGAAUUCAGCAGGAUAGGAUUCGUGAAAUGAUGCGAAGAGUUGAUCCACAGGGUACAUUGUUUCGUGCUUUGUCUCUUACAGCAGUGAACAGACGUAAGUAUCAUGUUACUAGCCCCUUGUCACUUUGGCAUGUUGAUGGCAAUCACAAAUUGAUUAGAUGGAGAUUUGUGACUCAUGCAGGAAUAGAUGGCUAUUCACGUUUGCUGGUAUUUAUUCGCUGUAGCACAAACAAUCGAGCUGAUACAGUUCUAAGACUAUUUCUAUCUGGUGUAUCUCAAUAUGGACUGCCAUCCAGAGUAAGAACUGAUAAAGGAGGGGAAAAUGUUGGUAUUGCUCAAUUUAUGUUAAACCACCAUUUACGAGGACCUGGUCGUGGCAGUCAUAUUACCGGAAGAAGUGUGCACAACCAACGGAUUGAGCGCUUUUGGCGAGAUCUUUUUGUUGGUUGUACAAGUCUUUUUUAUCAUUUAUUCUAUCAUAUGGAAAGUAAUGGAAUAUUGGAUCCAUCAAAUGAAGAACAUGUGUUUUCAUUGCAUUAUGUGUUUUGUCCAAUUAUUAACAGAAAUUUGGAAAUUUUCCAGGAAGGUUACAAUAGAUCUCCCAUAAGAACAGAAAGAAAUCUAUCACCUGAACAGCUAUGGAUCCAAGGAUCUUCCUUAGCCAAUAAUUCAAACGACCAUAUACAGCAGGUAAACCAAGAAUUUCCACCCACCUUUACACAAAACUACGCAUGUCAUGAAACAGAUCAGCAACAUGUGAUUGUUCCAGAAACCAACAUUCCAUUGAAUGAAAUAGAUCUUGAUGAGCUGCAAAGAACCAUUAAUCCUUUAAGGCCUUCUAAUCAUAAUGGUGCUGACAUAUACAUUGAGGUGCUUCAGUUUAUAAAUACCAGACUGCACCAGGAAGACGAGUGACAUUGUGAACUCACAAAACAAGAAAAGCUACUUGACCUAUUGUUCAUUGGUGUCAAUUCAGAUAAUACAAAAGAAGAUAUGUAUGGCAACGAAGGCUAUAAAUUUUGCAUUAUGUUGAUUAUUUCAACAUUUUAGCAGAAAAUGUUUUUUAGCACAUAAAUGCUGAUGCACUGACAUAACAAAAUUUAAUGAAACAUUAACAUAUUCACUUUAAGUCUUUAACUAUAAAAAUGAUAUCCAAA